Messenger RNA from Carica papaya (papaya), 705 nucleotides. RefSeq names its product protein LIFEGUARD 4-like. The record is from RefSeq and is a predicted model, not a curated record. Gene Ontology annotation, cellular component: membrane. Lineage: Eukaryota; Viridiplantae; Streptophyta; Magnoliopsida; Brassicales; Caricaceae.
AUGGGAAAACACGAUGUGGAAAGUGGAUUGUAUCCUACAAUGAAUGAGAAUCCACAAUUCAGAUGGGCCUUUAUCAGGAAGGUUUACAUAAUCAUCGCUUUACAGUUGCUCCUGACCGCCGCCGUCGCAUCCGUCGUCGUUUUCGUUCCUCGGAUCCCCGACUUUGUGCUCAGGACUCCGGCCGGUCUCGCGAUCUACAUUGGCUCCGUCAUCCUUUCCCUUAUCCUUCUAUGCCCAUUAUAUGUCUUCCACAAGAAGCAUCCGGUCAACCUCAUUCUUCUUGUACUUUUCACGGUUACCUUUUCUUUCGGCGUGGGACUUUCUUGUGCCUUUGCACCAGGGAAGGUUAUUUUGCAGGCUGUAAUCUUGACUAGUGUUAUGGUGAUCGGCCUAACACUCUACACAUUCUGGGCGGUAAAGAGAGGCCAAGAUUUCAAGUUUCUUGGACCCUUUUUGUUUGGUUCUCUCCUUGUGCUGUGUUUUUUUGGGAUCAUGCAGGUGUUUUUCCCAUUUGGGAAGAUAACAACAACUAUAUACAGCGGCUUGGCAGCUCUUUUAUUCUGUGCUUACAUUGUUUAUGACACUGACGAACUCAUCAAACGUUAUACCUACGACGAGUAUAUAUGUGCUGCAGUUUCUCUGUAUCUCGACAUCGUCAACCUCUUCCUAGCGCUUCUUAAUAUACUAAGGGUAGUUGAUGCGUGA